This is a messenger RNA of Hydatigera taeniaeformis, 231 nucleotides long. The record is from the annotation of a GenBank genome assembly. NCBI's taxonomy places the organism in Eukaryota, Metazoa, Platyhelminthes, Cestoda, Cyclophyllidea, Taeniidae.
AUGGUGCGUCAUGAGGCGGCCAUGGCAUUGGGCGAGGUGGCGGGGUCUGUCGAAGCUGAAGAAAAAGACAGUGAUGACAACUCUUUGGCCAUGAGAGCACGUCGAGCCCUGCUGAGAGGGUGCAAUGACCCGGAGCCAAUCGUACGGGAUUCCUGUGCUCUGGCUCUUGAUAUGGCCAACUAUGUGGCUUCAAACGAAAGAUUCCAAUUCGCUGAGGUGCCCACAUGUUAA